CGAUGACAUAGGGUGGGAGUAUGGAACUAUUGUCAAUCCAAAUGAUUGGAAUGUCAUAAAAUGCAAGUUAUGUCCUAUGGUUGUCAAGGCUGGGAUUUAUAGGCUUAAGCUGCAUAUUGCUGGUAGAAAAGGGCAAGUCCGAGCAUGCCCCAAUGCAACUCAAGAGGAUAGAGACAAGUGCAGUAAAGCUCUUGAUGAUUCUAGGAAAGCUAAAAUAGCUAGGCUAACAGAAAAACAAGAGGUUAUUGAUGCAGUUGCAGAUGAGAUGGAUGUUAAUGAUGACACGGGCCUUGAUGACAUUGGCAGCUCUCAACCAAGGACAAUGGGUCCUAUGGACAAGUUCACAAUGUCUCUUGACUCCAAUUCUUUGGGUUCCACACAAAAAAACCUUCACCAACAAAAGAUUUCUGAACAUGUAAUGAAAGAAAGGUUGCAUAUAUUGAAGAGAUAUGUUGCUAGGUGGAUGUAUGUGCAAGGAAUACCUUUCAAUGCCAUAAACUGUGAUGAGUUUGACCAAGUGUUGGAAGCUGCUGGCCGCUUCGGUCCAGGUGCAAAGAAACCUUAUCAACAUGAGCUGCGGGAGAAACUGUUGCAUGAGGAAGUGGAGGAUACAAAGAAGAUGAUUAAAGAUCAUGCACAAGAAUGGAAAAAAAACCGGUUGCUCUCUUAUGACUGAUGCUUGGACAGACCAAAAGAGGAGGAGCAUAAUGAACAUAUGUAUCAAUUCUGCCAUCGGUACAUAUUUUGUUGAGUCAAAAGAGGUUUCAGCUGAGUCACACACGGGGGAAAUGAUUUUUCAGUUUGUGGAUAACUUUAUUGAGAAAUUGGAUGCUGGUAAGGACCAUCUUGUGCAAGUGGUCACAGAUAAUGCAUCAAAUAAUAUGGCAGCAAAGGAUUUGCUUUAUGUCAAGAGACCCAACCUAUUUUGGACUUCCUGUGC
Molecule: messenger RNA, 940 nt
Organism: Zea mays
Lineage: Eukaryota; Viridiplantae; Streptophyta; Magnoliopsida; Poales; Poaceae
Exons: 2
Coding region: 77-676 (199 amino acids)
Source: RefSeq, a predicted model, not a curated record